AUGAGCAAUGAAUCAACUAUUGAACCGGACACGCCUCCUGCUGAUGACAGAAUGAAAUCGCGAGACACUGCAGACAAAGAUGGUGGUGAAACACAUAAUGGCAAGAAGGAUUAUGGCAAAGUAAAGCACUGGGUAGAAGUUGAGCAAGGCAUCCCUGUGAAAUCCUUCACUUCGUACACACUCAACCUGUCGGGAUGGGUACGGGAGGAUCAAAAGAAAGAGGUCAAGGAUGAAAGAAAGGAUACAAGUGAUAAAUGA
Molecule: messenger RNA, 258 nt
Organism: Nakaseomyces glabratus
Lineage: Eukaryota; Fungi; Ascomycota; Saccharomycetes; Saccharomycetales; Saccharomycetaceae
Gene: IES4
Product: Ies4p
Source: RefSeq, a predicted model, not a curated record